Messenger RNA from Mus pahari (shrew mouse), 4012 nucleotides. It is a transcript of the gene Dyrk1b, whose product is annotated as dual specificity tyrosine phosphorylation regulated kinase 1B. The transcript is spliced from 11 exons. Gene Ontology annotation, molecular function: protein serine/threonine/tyrosine kinase activity; transcription coactivator activity; protein serine/threonine kinase activity. Gene Ontology annotation, cellular component: nucleus. The record is from RefSeq and is a predicted model, not a curated record. Gene Ontology annotation, biological process: peptidyl-serine phosphorylation; peptidyl-threonine phosphorylation; protein autophosphorylation. Bases 154 to 2223 code for a protein of 689 amino acids. NCBI's taxonomy places the organism in Eukaryota, Metazoa, Chordata, Mammalia, Rodentia, Muridae.
CCCGCCCCUCCCCCUCGGUGGCAGUGGCGGCGGCUGCUGUUGUCACCCACCGGGCCGCCUGUCCCGCUUGCCCUCACCGCCGCGGGGCUGGCUAGGCUAGCCGGGCCGGGGACAGGCGGCCACCUCCUCAUCACCGCCGCCGCUACCACCGCCAUGCUGGCCGCUCGCCCACUGCAUUGGGGCCCCCAUCGCGCUCCAGCCCCCCGUGGGCCCAGCGCCAUCCCUGACCCGGGUCUCAGCGGCGGUGGCAGCCGAGGUACAGGAUGCGAGAAGGCGCCCCCCGGCCGGGCUCCCGCUCCAGGCCUCACACCCCUGCGGCCCUCUGAGCCCACCAUGGCCGUCCCACCAGGCCAUGGUCCUUUCUCUGGCUUUCCGGGGCCCCAGGAACACACACAGGUACUGCCUGAUGUGCGGCUCCUGCCCCGGAGACUGCCCCUGGCCUUCCGGGAUGCGGCCUCAGCCCCACUGCGAAAGCUCUCGGUGGACCUCAUCAAGACCUACAAGCACAUCAAUGAGGUAUACUAUGCGAAGAAGAAGCGGCGGGCCCAACAGGCACCACCCCAGGACUCGAGCACCAAAAAGGAGAAGAAGGUCCUGAACCACGGUUAUGACGACGACAACCACGACUACAUUGUGCGCAGUGGCGAGCGCUGGCUAGAGCGCUAUGAGAUUGACUCUCUUAUUGGCAAAGGCUCCUUUGGCCAGGUGGUGAGAGCCUAUGACCACCAGACUCAGGAGCUGGUGGCCAUCAAGAUCAUCAAGAACAAGAAGGCCUUCCUGAACCAGGCCCAGAUUGAGCUACGGCUGCUGGAGCUGAUGAACCAGCAUGAUACAGAGAUGAAGUACUACAUCGUACACCUUAAGCGGCACUUCAUGUUCCGGAAUCACCUGUGCCUGGUGUUUGAGCUGCUGUCCUACAACCUGUACGACCUCCUCCGCAACACACACUUUCGAGGUGUCUCACUGAACCUGACGAGGAAGCUGGCACAGCAGCUCUGCACAGCUCUGCUCUUUCUGGCCACCCCCGAGCUCAGCAUCAUCCACUGCGACCUCAAGCCUGAGAACAUCCUGCUCUGCAACCCCAAGCGCAGCGCCAUCAAGAUCGUGGACUUCGGCAGCUCCUGCCAGCUUGGCCAGCGGAUCUACCAGUACAUCCAGAGCCGCUUCUACCGCUCACCCGAGGUGCUCCUGGGUACACCCUAUGACCUGGCCAUCGACAUGUGGUCCCUGGGCUGCAUCCUUGUGGAGAUGCACACCGGAGAGCCUCUCUUCAGUGGCUCUAAUGAGGUGGACCAGAUGAGCCGUAUUGUGGAGGUGUUGGGCAUUCCUCCCGCACCCAUGCUGGACCAGGCACCCAAGGCUCGAAAGUACUUUGAGCGACUGCCUGGGGGUGGCUGGACCCUACGAAGGACAAAGGAACUCAGGAAGGAUUACCAGGGCCCUGGGACACGGCGGCUGCAGGAGGUGCUGGGCGUGCAGACGGGCGGGCCCGGGGGCCGGCGGGCGGGGGAGCCGGGCCACAGCCCCGCCGACUACCUCCGCUUCCAGGACCUGGUGCUGCGCAUGCUGGAGUAUGAGCCCGCCGCCCGCAUCAGCCCUCUGGGCGCUCUGCAGCAUGGCUUCUUCCGCCGCACGGCCGACGAGGCCACCAACACGGGCCCGGCAGGCAGCAGUGCCUCCACCUCGCCGGCGCCCCUUGACACCUGCCCCUCCUCUAGCACCGCCAGCUCCAUCUCCAGCUCUGGAGGUUCCAGUGGCUCCUCCAACGACAACAGGGCCUACCGAUACAGCAACCGAUAUUGUGGGGGCCCGGGGCCCCCCAUCACUGACUGUGAGAUGAACAGCCCCCAGGUCCUACCCUCCCAGCCUCUGCGCCCCUGGGCAGGGGGUGAUGUGCCCCACAAGACACAUCAAGCCCCUACCUCUGCCUCUACAUUGCCGGGGACUGGGGCUCAGUUACCCCCACUGCCCCGUUGCCUUGGACGACCCCCAUCACCGACAUCACCACCACCCCCAGAGUUGAUGGAUGUGAGCCUGGUGGGCAGCCCUCCAGACUGCUCUCCACCUCCUCCAGCACCUGCCCCCCAGCACCCGGCUGCCUCAGCCCUCCGGACUCGGAUGACAGGAGGUCGACCACCUCUCCCACCCCCUGAUGACCCUGCCACUCUGGGGCCUCGCCUGGGUCUCCAUGGUGUACCCCAGAGCACAGCAGCCAGCUCAUGACCCUGCCCCCUCCCUGGGGCCCCUCCUGAAGCCAUACCCCCCCAUCUGGGGGCCCUGGGCUCCCAUCCUCAUCUCUCCCCUUGACUGGACUUGCUGCUACCCAGCUGGGGUGGGUGAGGCCUGCACUGACUGGGGCCCAGGGCAGGGGGUCAAGGGAGAGGAGUUUGGCCGCACCCUCCCCACUAAGACUGGACCCUUGGCCCCUCUUUCUCCCCUCCCCCCUUGUUUUCUAUUUAUUGUACCAAAGACAGUGGUGGUCUGGUAGAGGGGAGAUUCCCCCUUACCCAGGGCCCUAGGAGGGGGUGGGGGCAGGUAGGGGGAGAUGGCCUUGCUCCUCCUCGCUGUACCCCCCAGUAAAAAGCUUUCUCACAUGCCUGCCUGAGCGUUUGCAGGGCCUUGGCUCCCUCCCCUGACCCUCAGAGGCAUGGUGGGGAAGGCUGUGUGGGGGAGGGGUGCUUUGUGGUGUGGGUAUGGGUGUGUCCCUCCUGGGGACAUCAUAGUUCUUGGUGCAGGCAUGGGGCAGCAGGAGAUUGGUGGGCUGAGAGGCCUGGAUACAAGAAUCCUGGCCUAUUGCUAGGAAAUGUGAUGGUCAUCGGUCAGGGCUUCCACAGAGUCCACGCAGAAGUGGCUUUUUUUUUUUUUUUUUUUCCCUUUCUGUCAGGCAGGCAUUCGGUAGGUUGUGGGUAUAUUCAGCAGGCCUUCUUAGGUACCAUCGGGGGAGCAGACAGACAGUGGGUACAGAUUUUACCCAACCCGUGUCCGGCCCCACUGCAAUCAUUUCGAGUAUUGAAAUUCUCGAGCAAAAAGACGCUCCCUGACCUCCAGGUAAGUGAUUUUUUGUUUCCAUGGCAAUUUGGAACCAGCUUUCUCCCACAAGGGAGGGUGUGGUGAUUCCUGGGAGAUGGAGUUCUACAAGGCCAGCUCUUUGCUCACUUUUCUUGGGAACUACAGAGCCCAGAAGUCUCUGCACACACGGCUGGGGACUGGUGCUCAGUGAGCUGUAGGGCAUGACGGCUUAGAUGUUGGAGGUCCGUAGUCCGGGUUGAUUGGAUGGUGCUGGUGCACAGGAGUAGGGAGAGAGAGUGCAGUCAGCCAGCCCUGCAGGGCCAAGCAGUGGAAGCUCCGUGUAGAACUCUGGUGAGCAAGAGCCUGCCUGUUGUGGGAAGCUGAUGGCAGUGGUCGUUUUGAGAAUGCCGUUUAAGAUUUACAGACAUCUUUUGUUAUCCAGAGAGCUGGACUUUUUCACAGGGACUGAGACACCGUGAGAGGAGGGUGCACAGCCCAGCUUUGCCACAACAUGGAAGUAUGUUGCCAGGAAAAGGUGGCUUGUGGCAGGCCUCUAGGCAAGAGUGGCCUCAGAUGUGACGGCCAGGGAUGGAGGGUGUUGAGAAGGCCAGGAAAAGGCAGGUGGUUUCCAGAUAUCUGAGGUGAAGGAAGAGACGGAAACAAGCAGGGGAGGGGAGGGAGGGCUGCAAUACAUAGAGCACCGCAUCCCCACUAACAGGGUUAGGGUUGGUGUUCUGUUUUUAUGUGUUCUCUUGGUGCUGGGGAUGGAAUCCAAGAAACCCCAGAUGCUAGGCAAGUACUCUGCAUGCUCAGCCUCCUAGGAAAAAGGGUCGGAAUGGACAGCUUUAGAAGACAGGAGCUGCAGUGACCUUUCCAAAUUUGGGGAUAAUGUGGGCAAAUAGAAGUUACUUUUCUAAGGUCACACAAUUAGGAAGUAGGCUCAGGUUACUGUGCGUGUGCAUGUGCGUGUGUGUGUGUGUGUGUGUGUGUGUGUGUGUGUGUG